AUGGCAGCUGCGAGCGUGACUCCCCCUGGCUCCCUAGACCUGCUGCAGCCCGGCUUCUCCAGGACACUGUUAGGCACAAAGCUGGAAGACAAGUACCUGUGCUCAGCCUGCGGGAACGUGCUGCGUCGCCCUGUGCAGGCCCAGUGUGGCCACCGCUACUGCUCCUACUGCUUGGCUAGCAUCCUGAGCUCUGGGCCCCAGAACUGUGCCGCCUGCGUGCAGGAGGGCAUAUAUGAAGAAGGCGUUUCCAUCCUAGACAGCGGCUCGGCUUUCCCAGACAACGCUGCCCGCAGGGAGGUAGAGGGCCUGCCAGCAGUCUGUCCGCACAGCGGGUGCACCUGGACAGGGACGGUCAAGGAGUAUGAGAGUGGCCAUGAGGGUCACUGUCCGUUCAUGCUGACCGAGUGCGCUGCCUGCAAGGCCACUGUGCGCCUGGGUGAGAAGGAGCGUCACGCGGAACUCGAGUGCCCCGAGCGCAGGCUUAGCUGCCCGCACUGCCAGGCCCCCUGCUGUGGAGCCAACCUGCAGGUGCACUGUGACAUCUGCCCCCAGUUCCCCCUGACGUGCGAAGGCUGUGGGGAGAAGAUUCUACGAGAGGACUUCCAGGAGCACGUCAGGAUGUGUGGCAAGUGUCGAGUGCCCUGUCGCUUUCAGGCUCUCGGCUGCUCUGAAGUGGUGGAGAGUGAGCGGCAGCAGGAACACGAGGCCCAGCGGCUCCGGGAGCAUCUGGGCCUGCUGCUGGACCGCGUCCUGGAGGCCAGUCAUCUCCCUGGCGAUGGGACCUGGGGGCUGCGGCUUGAGCUGCCCGGGCUCCUGGAGAGGUGCAACGCCCUGGAGACGAAGACAGUCACGUUUGAGAACAUCGUCUGUGUCCUGAACCGGGAAGUGGAGCGCGUGGCCAUGACGGCAGAGGCCUGCAGCCGGCAGCACCGGCUGGACCAGGAGAAAAUCGAGGCACUCAGCAACAAGGUGCAGCAGCUGGAGCGGAGCAUUGGUCUGAAGGACCUGGCAAUGGCUGACUUGGAGCAGAAAAUCCAGGAUAUGGAGGCGUCCACUUAUGACGGCGUCUUUGUCUGGAAGAUCACCGACUUCGCCAGGAAGCGCCAGGAAGCCGUGGCUGGCCGCGCCCCUGCCAUCUUCUCCCCAGCCUUUUACACGAGCAGGUACGGCUACAAGAUGUGUCUGCGUGUCUACCUGAACGGCGACGGCACCGGGCGGGGCACCCACCUGUCUCUCUUCUUCGUGGUGAUGCGAGGCCCCCACGACGCCCUGCUGCGGUGGCCCUUCAACCAGAAGGUGACGCUUAUGCUGCUGGACCAGAACAACCGCGAGCACGUGAUUGACGCCUUCAGGCCAGACGUGACCUCCUCCUCUUUCCAGCGGCCCGUCAGCGACAUGAACAUCGCCAGCGGCUGCCCCCUCUUCUGUCCUGUCUCCAAGAUGGAGGCCAAGAACUCGUAUGUGCGCAACGAUGCCAUCUUUAUCAAAGCCAUCGUGGACCUGACAGGCCUCUAG
Orycteropus afer afer is the source of this 1515-nucleotide messenger RNA. RefSeq names its product TNF receptor associated factor 2 (gene TRAF2). The record is from RefSeq and is a predicted model, not a curated record. Bases 1 to 1515 code for a protein of 504 amino acids. Gene Ontology annotation, biological process: protein K63-linked ubiquitination; positive regulation of JNK cascade; activation of NF-kappaB-inducing kinase activity. Gene Ontology annotation, cellular component: cytosol; cytoplasmic side of plasma membrane; plasma membrane signaling receptor complex. Gene Ontology annotation, molecular function: ubiquitin protein ligase binding; tumor necrosis factor receptor binding; zinc ion binding. The transcript is spliced from 10 exons. NCBI's taxonomy places the organism in Eukaryota, Metazoa, Chordata, Mammalia, Tubulidentata, Orycteropodidae.